GGCAGGAGCAUCAACGCGAGUAGCUGCAAGCAGCCGCGGCAGCGGCGGAGUGUCGUUGCAGUUGCGCCAUCUGUCAAGAGCCGAGCAGGAGGGGAGGGGGCUGCCGCGGGAAAGGAGGAGGGGUCGUGAGCCGAAGGCCGCGGAGACCCGCCCGCCCGCCGAUCGCGGGAACAGAGGCAAGGCUGCCCUAAGAGCCGCGCGUCCUCCGCCGUCCGGGCUCGCGGCGCUUCACCCCGCGCACCGAGGGCUCCCCGGGCGCACACAAAGCCGUCGCCUGCACCUCACCGCCCGGCGGCCGCCGCCUGCACCGGAAAGGGAUCCGGCCGCCGGGCCGGGGAUACUCGGCGCCGCCCCCUCGGCGCUCUCGGAAGGCCCACCAGCUCCCGAUCCCGCCGGAGCCCCCGGAGCUGCCCGGGCCGCGCUGGAGGAGGGCGGGGAGAAGACCAUGUGAAUGGGGUCCGGAGCCUGAGCGCCGCACAGAGUCCUUCCAGACAAGACUACCAAGAGCAAGUGAGACGGUUUGAAGGUCGAUCAGGAGGCAGUGUGAGCCGGUAGAAAGAGACCACUCCAGCAGCUGUAUUAGAAGACAUGUGGUGUAUAUAAAGUUUGCGUAGUUGGGGGAAAUUUUGGAAUUUAGAUAAUGGGCUGUGUGCAAUGUAAGGAUAAAGAAGCAACAAAACUGACAGAGGAGAGGGAUGGCAGCCUGAACCAGAGCUCCGGGUACCGCUAUGGCACAGACCCCACUCCUCAGCACUAUCCCAGCUUCGGCGUGACCUCCAUCCCGAACUACAACAACUUCCACGCAGCCGGAGGCCAAGGACUCACCGUCUUUGGGGGUGUGAACUCUUCGUCUCAUACUGGGACCUUGCGGACGAGAGGAGGAACAGGAGUGACCCUGUUUGUGGCCCUUUAUGAUUAUGAAGCACGGACAGAAGAUGACCUGAGUUUUCACAAAGGAGAGAAAUUUCAAAUCUUGAACAGCUCGGAAGGAGAUUGGUGGGAAGCCCGCUCCUUGACAACCGGAGAGACGGGUUACAUUCCCAGCAAUUAUGUGGCACCAGUUGACUCUAUCCAGGCAGAAGAGUGGUACUUUGGAAAACUUGGCCGAAAAGAUGCUGAACGACAGCUUUUGUCCUUUGGAAACCCAAGAGGUACCUUUCUUAUCCGUGAGAGUGAAACCACCAAAGGUGCCUAUUCACUUUCUAUACGUGAUUGGGAUGAUAUGAAAGGAGACCAUGUCAAACAUUAUAAAAUUCGCAAACUUGACAAUGGUGGAUACUAUAUUACCACCCGGGCCCAGUUUGAAACACUUCAGCAGCUGGUACAGCAUUACUCAGAGAGAGCUGCAGGUCUCUGCUGCCGCCUAGUAGUUCCCUGUCACAAAGGGAUGCCAAGGCUUACCGAUCUGUCUGUCAAAACCAAAGAUGUCUGGGAAAUCCCUCGAGAAUCCCUGCAGUUGAUCAAGAGACUGGGAAAUGGGCAGUUUGGGGAAGUAUGGAUGGGUACCUGGAAUGGAAACACAAAAGUAGCCAUAAAGACUCUUAAACCAGGCACAAUGUCCCCCGAAUCGUUCCUUGAGGAAGCACAGAUCAUGAAGAAGUUGAAGCAUGACAAGCUGGUCCAGCUGUAUGCGGUGGUGUCCGAGGAACCCAUCUACAUUGUCACCGAGUAUAUGAACAAAGGGAGUUUACUUGAUUUCUUAAAAGAUGGAGAAGGAAGAGCUCUGAAAUUACCUAAUCUUGUGGACAUGGCAGCACAGGUUGCGGCAGGAAUGGCUUACAUUGAGCGCAUGAAUUAUAUCCACAGAGAUCUGCGAUCAGCAAAUAUUCUAGUGGGGAAUGGAUUAAUAUGCAAGAUCGCUGACUUUGGAUUGGCCAGAUUGAUCGAAGACAAUGAGUACACAGCCAGACAAGGUGCAAAGUUCCCCAUUAAGUGGACGGCCCCCGAAGCAGCCCUGUAUGGGAGGUUCACAAUCAAGUCUGACGUGUGGUCUUUCGGAAUCUUACUCACAGAGCUGGUCACCAAAGGAAGAGUGCCCUACCCAGGCAUGAACAACCGGGAGGUGCUGGAGCAGGUGGAGCGCGGCUACCGGAUGCCCUGUCCGCAGGACUGCCCCAUCUCUCUGCACGAGCUCAUGAUCCACUGCUGGAAAAAGGACCCGGAAGAACGGCCCACUUUCGAGUACUUACAGGGCUUCCUGGAAGACUACUUCACAGCCACAGAGCCCCAGUAUCAGCCUGGCGAAAACCUGUAAGACACGGGUCAGCAGAGAGAGGCCUUGUCCCAGAGGCCUCCGCCCCCUCCCCAUUAGCUUUCAAUUCUGUAGCCUGCUGCUCCGGGGCAGCGAGAACAGUCCAGGAUCAGAUUGCAUGUGACUCUGAAGCUGACGAACUUCCAUGGCCCUCACUUGUCCCCAAAUCCGAACCUCCUCUGUGAAGCAUACGAGACAGAACCUUGUUAUUUCUCAGACUUUGGAAAAUGCAUUGUAUCGAUGUUAUGUAAAAGGCCAAACCUCUGUUCAGUGUAAAUAGUUACUCCAGUGCCAACAAUCCUAAUGCUUUCCUUUUUUAAAAAUGCAAAUCCUAUGUGAUUUUAACUCUGUCUUUACCUGAUUCAACUAAAAAAAAAAAAAAGUAUUAUUUUCCAAAAGUGGCCUCUUUGUCUAAAACAAUAAAAUUUUUUUUCAUGUUUUAACAAAAA
Molecule: messenger RNA, 2700 nt
Organism: Pteronotus mesoamericanus
Lineage: Eukaryota; Metazoa; Chordata; Mammalia; Chiroptera; Mormoopidae
Gene: FYN
Product: FYN proto-oncogene, Src family tyrosine kinase
Exons: 14
Coding region: 641-2254 (537 amino acids)
Biological process (GO): cell surface receptor protein tyrosine kinase signaling pathway; innate immune response; protein phosphorylation
Cellular component (GO): extrinsic component of cytoplasmic side of plasma membrane
Molecular function (GO): signaling receptor binding; non-membrane spanning protein tyrosine kinase activity; ATP binding
Source: RefSeq, a predicted model, not a curated record